Nycticebus coucang (slow loris) is the source of this 1199-nucleotide messenger RNA. It is a transcript of the gene HAUS7, whose product is annotated as HAUS augmin like complex subunit 7. The record is from RefSeq and is a predicted model, not a curated record. Gene Ontology annotation, cellular component: HAUS complex. Gene Ontology annotation, biological process: spindle assembly; centrosome cycle. Gene Ontology annotation, molecular function: microtubule minus-end binding. NCBI's taxonomy places the organism in Eukaryota, Metazoa, Chordata, Mammalia, Primates, Lorisidae. Bases 14 to 1132 code for a protein of 372 amino acids. The transcript is spliced from 10 exons.
GGGAGCGGGAAACAUGGCCGGGCAGGCUGCUGGCGGCGGCUACGGCGGCGGCGGCGGCGGCGACGGUAGCAACGACUGGUACUACGAGGACGAGGGCGACUACAGUGUGUUCAAGGCGGCUGUGGAGGUGUUCGGGAAGCUGAAGGAACUAAACUGCCCCUUCCUAGAGGGUCUGUAUAUCACAGAACCAAAGACGAUUCAGGAACUGCUAUGUAGCCCCUCGAAAUACCGCUUGGAGAUCCUGGAGUGGAUGUGUAUACGGGUCUGUCCCACCUUGCAGGACAAGUUUAGCUCACUGAAGAGGGCCCCGGCAGAGGUGAAGAUCCAAGAGAUGGUGAAAUUAGGCCAUGAGCUGAUGCUGUGUGCACCAGAUGACCAGGAGAUCCUGAAGGGCUGUGCCUGUGCCCAGAAGCAGCUGCACUUCAUGGAUCAGUUGCUGGAUGCGGUCCGGAGCCUGACUGUUGGCCUAAAGGAGCACUUCGAGGAUACCAGAGAGAAGAAUGAGGCAUUGCUUGAGGAGCUCUUCUCCAACCCCCACCUGCAGACGCUCCUGAACCCCCAAUGUGACCCAUGGCCCCUGGACAUGCAACCCCUCCUUGACGAGCAGAGUGACAACCGCCAGCGGGCCAGCCCCUCUGUGGGGUUUGAGGAGGAGGAAGUGGUGGAGCUGGCCAGACAGCUGCAGAACAGCACUGCCAAGCUGCAGGCACUCAGGCUAGAGUGCUUUGUGCAGCGCAAGCAGGGGACCCCUGUGGGUGGGGCCGACACCAGCACCCUGGACCAGAAGCUGCGCCUGGUCAUCUCAGACUUCCACCAGCUCAUCUUGGCUUUCCUCCAAGUCUACGACAAUGAGCUGCGUGAGUGCUGCCGGCGUCCAGGCCCUGACCUUCACCCGUGCGGCCCUGUCGUCCAGGCUGUGUAUCAGUCUCUGACUUCCUGCAGCCAGCUGCUGAAAGCCAUGGUGAAGCUUGCCGACACCUCUGUGAGAGCCAUGGAGAUGGCCAGGAAGCAGCAGGGUGAGCAGAUCUGCUGGGGCAGUGACAGCUCUGUGAUGAGCCUAGCCACCAAAAUGGAUGAGCUAACACGGAAAUAUAAGGUCUUCAAUGAAAGUGUGCACAAAGGCCCAGGAUAGUGUGGGGGCAGGAAGCCCUCCCCAAGGGCCGAGCUGUGGCAGGAGGAGCAGUUAACAGCCCUGCCGU